Aspergillus wentii DTO 134E9 is the source of this 1260-nucleotide messenger RNA. Its product is annotated as RNA-binding protein. The record is from RefSeq and is a predicted model, not a curated record. Gene Ontology annotation, cellular component: cytosol. Gene Ontology annotation, molecular function: mRNA binding. The transcript is spliced from 4 exons. Bases 1 to 1260 code for a protein of 419 amino acids. Gene Ontology annotation, biological process: mRNA splice site recognition. NCBI's taxonomy places the organism in Eukaryota, Fungi, Ascomycota, Eurotiomycetes, Eurotiales, Aspergillaceae.
AUGUCUUUCCAGAACUUCGAUUCUUUCCAGAACCAGCACCCAGCGGCUGACGCCGCCGCUGCCGCCUCCGGCGCUCCCGCCACUGCGGACACCACUAUGACCGGCCAGGCCGACCCUGCUACUGCUCCCUUCCAGGGCCCUGCUGGCGAGCCCACAGCUGCCCCUGUUCCUCAGCAGGGUGCCGACGGCAAGACCACUCUCUGGAUGGGUGAGCUCGAGCCUUGGAUCGAUGAGAACUUCAUCCGCAACCUGUGGUUCCAGAUGGGCGAGCAGGUCAACGUCAAGAUGAUCCGUGACAAGUUUUCUGGGAGCAAUGCUGGCUACUGUUUCGUUGAUUUCACCUCCGCCGCCGCUGCUGCCAAGGCCCUGUCUCUCAACGGCACCCCCAUGCCUAACACCAACCGUGUCUUCAAGCUGAACUGGGCUACUGGCGGUGGUCUCGCUGACCGAAGCCGUGACGACCGUGGCCCCGAGUUCUCCAUCUUCGUUGGUGACCUUGGCCCCGAGGUUAACGAAUACGUCCUUGUCUCGCUCUUCCAAAGCCGAUUCCCCUCUUGCAAGUCCGCCAAGAUCAUGACCGACCCCAUCAGCGGCAUGUCUCGUGGCUACGGUUUCGUUCGCUUCUCCGACGAAAACGACCAGCAGCGCGCCUUGAGCGAGAUGCAGGGCGUCUACUGCGGAAACCGCCCGAUGCGCAUUUCCACCGCCACUCCUAAGAACAAGGGCCCUGGAAUCAUCCCAGGCGCCAUGGGCAUGCCCGGUCCUGCAGGCAUGUACCCUCCGAUGGGUGCCCCUCCCAUGGGCUUCUACGGUGCUCCUCAGCCCAUGAACCAGUUCACUGACCCCAACAACACGACAGUCUUCGUUGGCGGUCUUUCCGGAUAUGUUACCGAGGACGAACUCCGCUCUUUCUUCCAGGGCUUCGGCGAGAUCACCUACGUCAAGAUCCCCCCUGGAAAGGGCUGUGGCUUUGUUCAGUUCGUCCAGCGCCAUGCCGCUGAGAUGGCCAUCAACCAGAUGCAAGGUUACCCGAUCGGCAACUCUCGCGUUCGUCUGAGCUGGGGUCGCUCCCAGAACAACUCCGGCCCUGCCGGCAGCCCCUACCGCCCCGCUCCCCCACCUCCCCCCAUGUACCCUUCCAUGGGCAUGCCCCCGGCACAUCAGUAUGGUGGAUUCGCUCCUAUGAAGGUUGGUAGCCAUCAGAAUACUGCGCCAGCUCCCGCAUCUUUUGAUGAAACCCUUGUUAACGAUUACGUUUAG